Messenger RNA from Hermetia illucens (black soldier fly), 1275 nucleotides. Its product is annotated as serine protease snake-like. The coding region runs from base 66 to 1199 and encodes 377 amino acids. Gene Ontology annotation, molecular function: serine-type endopeptidase activity. The transcript has 6 exons. NCBI's taxonomy places the organism in Eukaryota, Metazoa, Arthropoda, Insecta, Diptera, Stratiomyidae. The record is from RefSeq and is a predicted model, not a curated record. Gene Ontology annotation, biological process: proteolysis.
UACUUCCACUAUUUUCGCAGUGACUGAAGUGCUAAUAAGACGAAUUGUUUUAACAGUUCUUGAUCAUGUUUCGUAGAGUUUAUUUACAUUCGCUGCUAUUGUUUGUGAUAGUUGGAUUUUUAAGAUUAAGGUUGUCUGUAAGUCAAGGAGUAGACGAUGGAGAUGCUAAAAUAUAUUAUCCUUCUGACGAAACAAAGUACGAGGGUAGUUUAUGUGAAACAAGUGCGGGAUUGAGGGGUAUAUGCAGGAAGCAUGAAGACUGUCCUGAUGCCACUGAAAAACAAUCAAAAAGUGAUUUGUGCUCGUUCAACAAAAAUAUUCCAGUUUAUUGUUGUGCUUUAGAUUUCGUAAUAAAUGCUGAUGUGAGAUUUGGUGAUGAUGAAAAUAAUGAUGGAAGUGCUGUAGGGAAUACACAAAGAAAGAAAGUUCCACCCAGGCCAGUAGAGCAAAUUUGUAACCGUUACUACUCCGAUGUAAGAGAAGAGGAAAAGAAAAAAUCGAAUGGCGACACAGUCCCAACAACAGCGCAGUCACUAUCAUAUAUGGUUGGCGUUGGUUGGAAAGAUAAAAACGACAAAGUUGACUGGAAUUGUACUGGAGUAGUUUUAACCAAGAAAAUCAUACUGUCCGAUGCUCAGUGCAUUAAAUCGAGAAGUUCUUUGCCGAAUGUGAUUAAAGUAACGACUACAAAUUCACCUAAGAAGCUCUUUAACAUUUCCACCAUUUUCAUCCACCCAGACUUUAAGGCUUCCGAAGUAUAUCAUAAUUUAGCAUUGAUUAAAAUUAACCCAGAUAUCUCGAUAACAAAACUACUCAGACCCGCCUGCUUAUGGCAUCUACCUAAAAUUCCCAACGCCCAGCUUACGAAAUUAGGAUUUUCCGAUCAAGAAAUGAAGCAGGUCCAUGCGAAAAAUAUUUCUCGUCUGGAUAACGAGACUUGCUCGCGGCAACUUGGGAAAAGUCUGGAAUUACCAAGCGGUGUCACAGCAGAAAUAUUUUGUAGUGAUGACAAAGACAAAUGCGAAAAUGACUCCGGAGAAUUUAUUCGCCUGGGCGGUGAUGCAGGCUCCUCUGGCAGACCCUUACUUGUUGGGAUAACUUCUUAUGGGCAAUACUGCAACGAGUCCACCCCCGUUGUUCACACACAAUUAUCGUCUUAUUUGGAUUGGAUUGAGCCCAUACUCAUUAGAGAAGUUUAGUCAAUAAUUAAUUAUAACGAUUAUACUAUGCACCAGAAUAUUUUGAAUAAAAAUUUAUUUCCACUUUUGUAAGAAA